AUGGGAGACACGUCGAUACGAAGUGACGAAUACUGCCCGCAUUGCGAUAACCACUUUGUGAUCGAGGCGGUGACGCCGAAGCCGGCAUUGCAGGUGGAGGGCGAAGAUGCUCGUAUUGACAACAGAAUGCUCAAGGAUGACCGAGUCCGUGGCCACCAGGAGCGCUCGAUCUUCAGCAUCACAGAUGACGCGGAUCGCCUGGGAUAA
Aspergillus alliaceus is the source of this 207-nucleotide messenger RNA. RefSeq lists its product as uncharacterized. The record is from RefSeq and is a predicted model, not a curated record. Gene Ontology annotation, biological process: protein import into mitochondrial intermembrane space. Gene Ontology annotation, molecular function: zinc ion binding. Gene Ontology annotation, cellular component: mitochondrial intermembrane space. NCBI's taxonomy places the organism in Eukaryota, Fungi, Ascomycota, Eurotiomycetes, Eurotiales, Aspergillaceae. The transcript is spliced from 2 exons. Bases 1 to 207 code for a protein of 68 amino acids.